Molecule: messenger RNA, 1416 nt
Organism: Triticum aestivum (bread wheat)
Lineage: Eukaryota; Viridiplantae; Streptophyta; Magnoliopsida; Poales; Poaceae
Exons: 10
Coding region: 1-1416 (471 amino acids)
Molecular function (GO): hydrolase activity, acting on ester bonds
Source: RefSeq, a predicted model, not a curated record
AUGGCGCCCAAAUCCACCAAGGGCAAGGCCAAGGACGCCGGAGUGACGGAGCCGCCGGAGAAUGCACUGGCGGCGCAGCGGACGCAGCUCGCCUGCUUCCCCUUGACGGUCGACAUGUUCGAGCUCCGGGAGGCCUUAAACCCCUUGUGGGGGGGUCAAGACGGGGGGGAGAAGACGGGGCAUCCAGCCACGCGCGUCGUCUACUCCAAAUCGCGGCUCUUCCAGCUCAACGUGAACCGCGGCGUCGAGGUCGAGCGGACUGGUGCGUCGAGCACCAGGACGCCCGUCGAGGGAGAGAUGUUUGAAGAUGAAGUGCUUGCCGCCGCCAGGCUUGAAGUCGUCGAUGAGCCGAGGGCAGGUGGCGACGGCUCCCAGGAGGAGCGGAUCCUCCAGGCCAUGGGUGCCAACUUUCGGAGGCUCCAAGCACUCCACCGCACCCGCCUGGACAAGGCCAAGUCCAGGAUGGCAACGGUGGACCAAGCGGAGGCGGAACUCAAGGUGCGCAUCGCCGAGGCGCAGGCUUGGUUCGGCCAAGCUAGCGAAGAGCUGAAGACCGCCCAGGCUCACUGGCCCCGCCUAUCGCUCCGACCUCGACCUCAUCGCGGGGAGGCCUCCGCCUACGCCCGCGCCGCCGCCGCCGCCACCGGCGCCUGGGUCUUCGACGUCGACGAGACGCUGCUCUCCAACCUCCCCUACUACGCGCAGCACGGAUACGGGCUGGAGCUAUUCGACCACCAGGAGUUCGACCGGUGGGUGGAGACGGGGGAGGCGCCGGUGAUCCCCUCCAGCCUCCGCCUCUACAGUGAGGUCCGCGACCUCGGCUUCAAGACCUUCCUGCUCACCGGCCGCAGCGAGGCCCACGAGGGUAGAAAGAGUUGCCGUGGACCUACUAUCUUGUUAGUCUCAGCAGGUUUCAGUCGACAUCUAGCCGAUUUAAUUUCUGGGUUUCUUUUGUACCUCAACUUGGACUAUAACAUGUUGGUUGCAAACUGGAAUAACCCUGCAGUUUGGUUCCGCAGAGUGGUAAAUUCAAGCUUACACUUUAUGGACCAGUUUGACACGAUUGACUUGUUGGACAACGAGAUUGUCAAGCUUGAGAACUUCCCUUUCAUGUAUCGCCGAGGGAGCCCGCACCUGAUUACAACUUACAAUGAGAGGGAGCAGGUGACGCCCAGGGAGCUCAGCAUCCGAGUCCCGGCCAUCCUUCGCAGCAAGGAUGAGGAGGGCGUCAAGGGCUGUUGCGUCGCCGGAGCCGUCAACAACUACACCUCCCAGCUCCUCACCUACGGAUCAUCAUCACAAUCGCCAUCUUGUAAAUCUUCCCGCCAAUAUAACCUGACGGAAGCGCUCUUGUUCCUCUCACACUUCAUGGGCGACAUCGACAAGAUGCUGGCCUUCAUUCAUGUUUUGUCGUGA